This is a messenger RNA of Somion occarium, 897 nucleotides long. The record is from the annotation of a GenBank genome assembly. Lineage: Eukaryota; Fungi; Basidiomycota; Agaricomycetes; Polyporales; Cerrenaceae.
AAUUACGAAGGGCGAGGAUGAUGACCUUUCUCCUAAACAACGAUUUCUCUCAAGGAAAAGAAGUCCAUUCAAUUACAGAAUGACAAUCACCUUUCAUUGAAAUUCAUUCUACCUAGUCGGAUGGAUGUUUAGCACCGGUCAAGUUUCCAGCACUAUCUUCGCCCAUGUUUUCCAUUCUUUGUGCCGAAAGACGAACCUCAUUCUCGGCCCGGAUCGAAUCCUCGCCAAAGGUUCCAUAUAUAUAACACGGUUGGACUUUGUUCACCUAAACCCUCUGCGUAUAACCUCCCCAAUCCUUCAUACCUUCCAAAACUUUACAUUUGCAUCGAUCGAUUCUGCCAUGCGCCACCGUACUAUGCUAUGCGGCUAUAUUCCAGAAGAGCAGUGGUUGCUCGACAUAGCAAAAGAGCAGAAGCUCGGAGAAUUCUCUGACGAUCCUGAGGACGACUGGCGCCGAGCGGAGGCGAUGAAGAACGCGUUGAAACAUGUCAUCUACCAAGCCGGGCUGGGUGCAUCUGGCAGGUUUGGCUACGUGAACUACAAACACGAAGAGCGCAUGAUCAUCGCUGUGGCCACUAGUGACGAACGCGUCAGGUGGCCGCGUCCUACGUGGGUGGUGUUAAACGGUUGCAACAGAUUCUGGGCGUAAUGAAGAGGCCGCAAUGGUACAGGGAGUGUGAUUGACGUCUUCAUUUGUAUGAUGAGCCGUGUCAGUUCACCUGUAACACGAUUCAUCACGAAUAAGAUAUUUGGAUAGAUACCCACCUCUUGCAGAUCUGUGUUACUUUCAAGUGAACUCUAGGAGGGUUUCUGCGUCCUUUAGCAACGAAAGCGGUAGAGAUCCCAAAGGGUUCAAUCUCGUCUGCCAUACAUUCUAUGAGGAUAUAGUGCUAUGAA